Molecule: messenger RNA, 1795 nt
Organism: Ornithorhynchus anatinus (platypus)
Lineage: Eukaryota; Metazoa; Chordata; Mammalia; Monotremata; Ornithorhynchidae
Gene: AKAP5
Product: A-kinase anchoring protein 5
Exons: 1
Coding region: 477-1778 (433 amino acids)
Biological process (GO): positive regulation of adenylate cyclase activity
Cellular component (GO): excitatory synapse; plasma membrane; dendrite membrane
Molecular function (GO): calmodulin binding; GABA receptor binding; adenylate cyclase binding
Source: RefSeq, a predicted model, not a curated record
AUCUGAAAGAAAGUAAAAAUAAAUGAAUACAAUACAAUAAGUACUUUUUUUAUUGGUGGCAAAAGUAAGGAUCCUAAAUUUGGAUUUUUCUUUCAUUAAUAAUCUUUAAUCUGGAAAUAAGUAUGGAGAAAAAAUGAUUAAUAAAGCUAUCUUUAUGGAAAAGAGUAAACUCUCAGAUGGUUGCUGAAAUAAGGUUGAACACUCCAAAGUUGGAAAUAGUUAUUUUAAAAGAGAAGAUUUUUUUAAAAGCUUUUUCCAUUGCAUGGAGCUUGUGGUGAGAGGGGGGAAUAAUUGCAAACAAGAAAAGUGUGCUUUCAUCUUGAAGAAACACCAAACGCCUCUAUUGAGCAAAAUACUUCCAUUCGUAUAACGAGUGAAAAAAAAUAAAAGAAAUUUAGUUUGGAUAUGAAAGGAACGUAGAGCCCCUUCUUUCAUAGUAAACAGAACACUGCUCUGAGAACUAGAAUCCUGCAAGUAUGGAAACAGCACUUCCCGAAAUACAAGUGGAAAGCAAGGAUCAUUCACAAAUUCAUAGUUCAAAUGAGCUUAAGACAGAAGCCAAUCCUCAGAAUGAGAAGCCGGUUGAAAAGUCAUCGUUUCUUUGUUUUAAAAGAAAAAAGAAAGUAGUUAAAGCGUCGAAGUUCUCAAAAGACGAUUCUGAGCCAGACUCUGCGGCUCAGAAGUUUCAAAGUCAGGGCAGCAACAUGGAUCACACAAAAGCAGAUGUUUCCGAUCAGUCUCCGAUACCACAAGGAGCUUGGGCUGCUAUCAAACAUCUGGUUCCCCAUAGGAAAAGGUCAAGUUCUUCUUCAAAGAAGCAAAGGUGCUCUGAGGCUACUGAGCAGCUGGGGAAAAAGAGUGAUGAUACUCAUGUCACUAAGAAGAAAACUCGUUCAAAAUAUAAAUUUCCCUGCAUCAAGUUUUCAAGAGGCAAGAAAAAACGGGGCGUGAGUGAAAUGACUGAAGAAUCGGACUGCGUGGUAAAAGUAAAAGAAGUGGCAGACAGUUCAGAUAGGAAAACUCAAACUCACCAAGAUGAUUUGACAGUGAAAGGGGAACUUACCACAGAAUUCAGCGGAAGCGCCUCUCGGGAAGAUGGUGAUUUCAUCAGCCCAAACGUUAGCGAUAUCAUCAUUUCUGCUCAGCAGGACGUGAUUUCAGAGGAACACCAAAUAGACGCUGAUCAAAAAAAUCAAGUUGUUCAGGCAGAAACAACCACUAUUGAAAACGAUUCUGGAGACCUAGAGAAAAGCCACGCUGUUCAACUUCAGCAAGAAAGUGUCACUGAAACUCUAAAAGAAUCAGACCAACUGCCUUACACGACAGAUCCCACUAGCUCUGUAGUUUCUGAGAAAUUCCCCCUAAAUUCACCUGAAGUCCCAACAAAAAUCAUGGAAGAGACGAAAACUGUCCUAGAAAAGGGCCCCAGUUGGGAAGACGGUGACAGGGAUUUAAGUCUCUCAGAAAAAAGUGAGACCAAAGCGAGCUCCAGUGAAUCUGAUUUUACAGAGACUGCGGUAAGUGUGAAGCCACUAAAACUAGAAGAAUACAAAAAGAUGGAGCCAAUAGCUAUAAUUAUAACAGACACUGAAAUCUGCGAAUAUGAUGUGACCAAAUCCAGAAAUGUCCCCAAACAGCUCUUGAUUUCAGAACAAUAUGAAACACUCUUAAUAGAAACUGCUUCCUCACUUGUCAAAAAAGCCAUUCAGUUGUCAGUCGAACAGCUGGUUAAUGAAAUGGCUUCGGACAAUAAUAAAAUAAGUAAUUUUCUACAGUGACUUGAAUUCCCAGCAAA